Molecule: messenger RNA, 996 nt
Organism: Cajanus cajan (pigeon pea)
Lineage: Eukaryota; Viridiplantae; Streptophyta; Magnoliopsida; Fabales; Fabaceae
Source: RefSeq, a predicted model, not a curated record
CAAUGUGGGAUCUCUUCCCUUUGCCAUUUCUCUUGCUUUUCUUCUCCUCUCGUUGCUUCUUCAAGAGGUUUAACUCUCAGAGUCCCACUAAAGCAAGGCUAUCAAGACGCAAACUUCCAGCUCGCACUACGCACUGAUUCGGAAACAUUGAAAAUUCCUAAUUUCUUUUUCAAGAAAUGGGGAAAUGAAUUGUCUAGCCACGUCACUGCCGAAGACCAAUUCGGCAAUACGUAUCAAAUUAAGGUUAACGUCUGCCUUCAGGGAAACAAGGAAGUUGCUUUAUUUGGUGAAGGGAUAAAAACAAUCGUCCAAAGCUACGCCCUAGACAAAGCCAAGUUGAUUUUUUUUCAGUAUUUGGGUGAUAGCAACUUUGUUUUUACUGUUUGCGCAUGUUUUACUCCAAUUACACCACCAAAUUUGCCCCCUCAUCGGUCAACAAUGUUGGUUGCUGGUCAACAAAUGGAACAGAAUGACAGGCAGUUGUUAUGGUCAUCUACUAUUACGGCUGCAAGGAGGCCCCCCGGGAAGCCACUGGCAAUACCGGCUAACAUGGUAUUCAAAUAUUUCAGAAAUUGUCCACAUUGGGUGAAUGUAUUUCUCCCAAACGGGACUCAGGCUAUAUGGCAUAUACUGUGGUAUCCAUACCAAGGCCUCUUUUCAAAAGGAUGGUAUGACUUCCAGCGUGUUUGCAAAUUUAAUGUGAAUGAUAAGGUUCACUUUUGGACGAAGGAAGGGGGAGGCGUUUUGGAGGUUUCUGUCACUCGGGCUUGAUCUGCGUCCCUUCCAUUUCUGUAUUUUAUCGAACUUUUUAAUGUUGUUCUUUGUUUUAUUUUUCGAACAAUCACUGGUUUGUUAAUAUUUGUUUAUAAAUAUAUAUAAUUUGGUUUUUUUUGCUUAUUCGUUCAUCUAUAUGAUGCCAAUAUGUUAUCUGUAUGCUAUCUGUAUGCAUAUGAUUUUAUGUUUACUGGAUUACCAUGUAAUCCAUACCUAGGUAGA